AACAAAUACCAUAUGCUUAAACGUCAAAAAAAAAAUUAAUUGAGUAUCAGGUAUCUGGAGUUUGGUGCUUAUCUAAAGCAUAAAGAAAACAUUUACCAUGGCUUUGACCGAAGUAGAGAAACGAGCCGACAAAAAGGAAAAACCGCUCACAAAAGUAAUUGUGCGACGUUUACCUCCAACUAUGACCAAAGAGCAAUUUGUAAAUCAAGUUUCGCCACUCCCCGACUACAAUUACAUGUACCAUGUAAAAGGGGACAUGAGCUUAGGUGAAAAUGCCUUUUCCAGGGCAUAUAUUAACUUCGUUUGCCCUGAAGAUGUUUAUACCUUCAAAGAGAAGUUUGACAAUUAUGUGUUUGUGGAUACAAGAGGUCAUGAAUACACAGCGGUAGUUGAAUUUGCUCCCUUUCAAAAGGUUCCUAAAAGAAGGGGCAAAGGUAGGAUGGAUCCUAAAUGCAACACAAUUGAAAGUGACACAUAUUAUAUGGAGUUUGUGGAGAAUCUUAAUAAGCCAUUGGAGCAAAAUGCUAAGCCAGAAUACAGUUUACAGCUAGGAGGAGCAGGUGACAAUAAGAAAAAAGAUGUUACCACCCCACUUUUGGAGUUCAUUAAAAAUAAGAGGGCUCAAAAACUGAAGAUUCGUGAAGUCAGACGGGAGGAGAGGGAGAGGAGGAAAAAAGAAUAUGAAAGAAGGAAGGAGCAGGGGAAAUAUGAAGGUAAAUACAGUUACGAGGACAAAAAGUAUGAUGAGAAAUCCCCCAUUAAAACUUAUGGAAAAAAGACAUUGUCGAAAUCGUUCAAAAAUGAUAGCCCUAAGGAGCAGGCCAUAAAAGAAGAUAAUUCUGAGGAGAAACUUGUAAAAUCUCCCAAAGAAAAGGCAGAUGAGAAAGUAAGCGAAAAACAGCCACAUGAAACUAAAAUAAUAAAAGAAAAAAAGUAUGAGGAGAAAAAGGAAAGGAAAGAAAUCAAACUGAGAUUUCCCAAAAAAGAUUACAGUUCAGAAUUUAGAGGAGCUGAAAGUUACUCCUCCAGAGAAAACAGGUCUAGGCAGUACGAUGAUCAUAAAAAAGAGGACACCAAAAUAAAGAAGGUGAAAAAGUACAGUGAAAAAAGAGAAGAAAGAAAAUUGGAAGCACAAAAAAAAUUAGAACAAGCUAAGGAAAAAGACCAACCAAACGAAGGGGAGAAGGAGUCUUUUGAAGUAGAGAAGUCUGUUGCCAAACCUAAAGAGAGUGUGGGCGGAGAAGAAAAAAAGGAGUCUCAGAAGCAAGAACAUGAAUCAAAGAAGAAAGACAUUAAUGAUGAUAAGUCUGAAGGAUCUAAAAGGAUGAGGAACAAGGAUCGACCGACCAUCCCAAUUUAUAGACCAGGGAUGCUCUCAAGGAAAAAAACUAGCGAUAGAGAUGAAAGUCCAAAAAAGGAAGAGAAGGAUAAAAGUGAGGACAAGAAGUAGUAGUACUUUUUAAAAAUUAGUCCGUAAUUGUUAAAAUUUGUAUUAUUUAUAUACUCUUGGAACUGAAUCAUUAUAUAAAUAAAACAUUCCAAUGGCUUAAAUAAUGUUUAUUACAUAUAUCUAUUGGACUCUA
This is a messenger RNA of Anthonomus grandis grandis, 1583 nucleotides long. RefSeq names its product regulator of nonsense transcripts 3B-like. Gene Ontology annotation, cellular component: cytoplasm; nucleolus. The transcript has a single exon. Lineage: Eukaryota; Metazoa; Arthropoda; Insecta; Coleoptera; Curculionidae. Bases 98 to 1450 code for a protein of 450 amino acids. The record is from RefSeq and is a predicted model, not a curated record. Gene Ontology annotation, biological process: positive regulation of translation; nuclear-transcribed mRNA catabolic process, nonsense-mediated decay. Gene Ontology annotation, molecular function: mRNA binding.